This is a messenger RNA of Schizophyllum commune H4-8, 996 nucleotides long. RefSeq names its product zincin. Bases 1 to 996 code for a protein of 331 amino acids. NCBI's taxonomy places the organism in Eukaryota, Fungi, Basidiomycota, Agaricomycetes, Agaricales, Schizophyllaceae. The transcript is spliced from 5 exons. The record is from RefSeq and is a predicted model, not a curated record. Gene Ontology annotation, molecular function: metalloendopeptidase activity.
AUGGCGGCCUCCGCGACCCAGUCCGUGUCCCUCAAGGUCGCUGGCCCCUCGGACGUCACCGACGUCGAGAACCUGAAGGUGGUGACGACGAUCACGAACACCGGCGACGAGACGCUCAAGCUCUUCAACGACCCGAACUCGGCGCUCAGCACGCUGCCCGCGGACACGUUUCGCAUCGGCAACUCCGCGGGCGCGGCGCCGCAGUUCACCGGUAUCAAGGCGAAGUACUCGCUCAAGACCGCCGCGGAGAAGGGCCUCAACGCCUUCACUGUCCUCGCGCCGGGCGAGUCCGUCGAGCGCGAGCAUGACCUGAGCCAGGCGUACAACUUCACGACCUCGGGCGAGGACACGUACACGUUUGACGCCGCCAAGUCCUUCUUCCACCUCGCCGACGACGGCACCUUCAAGACCGUGGAGGCCAACACGGAGGUGCACUCGGCGAAGCUCGCGGGCAAGCUUGCCGUCUCGCGCCCGCGCGUCGGGCGCCGCGCUGAGUUCGAGGGCUGCUCGGACGACCAGCAGUCGCAGAUCAACGACGCCGCCGCGGCGGCGACUGACUAUGCGGCGAAUGCGUUCGACUACCUCACCGCGAACACGCAGGGCACGGACCGCUACACUACCUGGUUCGGCGAGUACAGCGCCGACCGCCACGACACCGUCCUCUCCCACUUCCAGAAGCUCCACGAGGGCGACUUCAGCAGCUUCACGUACAACUGCGAGUGCACGGAGGAGGGCGUCUUUGCCUACGUGAACCCCGAUGACUACGGCCACAUCCACCUCUGCCCUGUCUUUUGGCAGGUCGAGACCACCGGCACGGACUCCCAGGGCGGCACCAUCGUGCACGAGUCCUCCCACUUCACCGCUAACGGCGGCACCGACGACGUCGUUUACGGCCAGGACGGCGCGAAGGACCUCGCGAAGAGCGACCCCGACCAGGCGAUCACGAACGCCGACAGCCACGAGUACUUCGCGGAGAACAACCCUGCGCAGGACUGA